Hipposideros armiger (great roundleaf bat) is the source of this 3178-nucleotide messenger RNA. RefSeq names its product keratin, type II cytoskeletal 5-like. Gene Ontology annotation, cellular component: keratin filament. Gene Ontology annotation, biological process: intermediate filament organization; keratinization. Gene Ontology annotation, molecular function: structural constituent of skin epidermis. NCBI's taxonomy places the organism in Eukaryota, Metazoa, Chordata, Mammalia, Chiroptera, Hipposideridae. The record is from RefSeq and is a predicted model, not a curated record. Bases 1 to 1608 code for a protein of 535 amino acids. The transcript is spliced from 9 exons.
AUGACCCAACGAUCCUCUAUCACCGUCAAGUCAGGGGGCACUCGGAACUUCAGUACUUCCUCAGCGAGCCUCCUCCCAGGCUGCCGGCCGAGCUUCAGCUCUGUCUCUGUGUCCCAGGGCGGAAAGGGCUUCGGGGGCGGCUUUGGGGGUGGCUUCGGGACCAGGAGCCUCCAUGGCCUUGGGGGCAACAAGAGAAUCUCUGUCAGCGGGGGCUACCGCUCCAGCCGGGGCAGCUUUGGGGGUGCUGGCUAUGGGAUGGGUGUCGGUGGUGGCAUAGGGUACAGGGUGGGGGGAGCCUGCAGCGGAUACGGAUUUGGAGGUGGGAUGAUGCCUGGAGCUGGAGGCAUCCAGGAGGUCACUGUCAACCAGAGCCUCCUGACGCCCCUCCACCUGGAGAUUGACCCCUCCCUCCAGCGGGUGCGGAAGGAGGAGAAGGAGCAGAUCAAGACUCUCAACAACAAGUUUGCUUCUUUCAUCGACAAGGUGCGGUUCCUGGAGCAGCAGAACAAGGUCCUGGAGACCAAAUGGAGCCUCCUACAGGAGCAAAAAAUCACCAGGGCCAACAUCGAGCCCAUGUUUGAUGCCUACAUCAACAACCUUAGGCGGCAACUAGACAACCUGGGCGGGGAGCGGGCGAGGCUGGAGACGGAGCUGAAGAGCAUGCAGGAUGUGGUGGAGGACUUCAAGAACAAGUACGAAGAAGAAAUAAACAGGCGUACGGUGGCAGAGAAUGAGUUUGUGAUGCUCAAGAAGGACGUGGAUGCCGCCUACAUGAACAAGGUAGAGCUGGAGGCCAAGGUGGACGCCCUAAUGGAUGAAAUCAACUUCCUGAGAGCUUUCUAUGAUGCGGAGCUGGCUCAGCUUCAGGCCCAGAUCUCUGAGACCUCUGUGGUCCUGUCCAUGGAUAACAACCGCAACCUGGACCUGGACAGCAUCAUCGCCGAGGUCAAGGCCCAAUAUGAGGACAUUGCCAACCGCAGUCGGGCUGAGGCUGAGUCCUGGUAUCAGACCAAGUAUGAAGAGUUGCAGCGGUCCGCCGGUCAGCAUGGGGACGACCUCCGCACGACCAAGAUGGAGAUCUCUGAGCUGAACCGGGUGAUGCACAGGCUGCGCUCUGAGAUUGAUAACCUGAAGAAGCAGUGUGCUGCACUCCAGGCCGCCAUUGCUGACGCUGAGCAGCGUGGGGAGCUGGCCCUCAAGGAUGCCAAGCACAAGCUGGCCGAGCUGGAGGACGCCCUGCAGAAGGCCAAGCAGGACAUGACUCGGCAGCUGCGCGAGUACCAGGAGCUCAUGAACGUCAAGCUGGCCCUGGACAUUGAGAUCGCCACCUACCGGAAGCUGCUGGAGGGCGAGGAAUGCCGACUCACUGGAGAAGGUGUUGGACCCGUGAACAUCUCCGUGGUCUCCUCCUCCGGGGGCACAGGCUACAGCGGGGGCAGCGGCCUCUGCUUGGGUGGGAGCAGCGGCUACAGCAGCGGCCUCUGCUAUGGUGGCAGCAGCGGUGGCAGUGGCUUCAGUUCCACCAGCGGCCGUAACAUGGGCGGCAGCAGCUCCAGCAUGCGUAUCAUCUCCAAGACGUCGUCCACCAAGAAGAGUUACAGGAGCUAAAGGCCCCACUCACCUCAGCUGCCUGCCCCCUUAAGCCCCCAAAUCCCAGCCCAAAGGUCUGCCGCUUUGCUGAAACCCCCUGCACAAAAUCAAUCCCGGCAGCGGGAGGCACAGGGAGCAGAGAAGUGGCCUGGGAGUUCUAAGGUCACUUUGUCCAUCCCUCUACCUCCAGACAGUUCCCCCACCCCAUUCGCUCCUCAUCCCAGAGCCCUCCAGGAGCCACAGGCAUCCAUUCCAACGAACCAUGAUCAACUGCCCUGAGCCAAGACCUGAGUUAGGAUUUUGCCUUUCAGUAGCUUCCAGAGCAGGGGUGCAGUUGGGUCUUCCUCCUCCUGUUCGACCCAGAUCCACUGCAACCACAGCCCUUCAUGGGGGGCUCAGAAUUGACCUUGGCGCCACCAAAGAAGUUGAGUGCAGUCUGGCACAAGCCAGAGUCUCCAUGUGUGCUUUCUCACUGCAAACAGAAUGCUUUUCCUGCAGACCACGCAGACCAGGAAAUGUUGCAAACUGCCUGCAUAUGGCCUCCUCACCUCCUCCCUUCUUGUCCCCACCCUGGCCCUCAGCCACUUCCCCUGACAACUCCCAUCAGCAGGGCAUUUGAAUGAGAAAUUAACAUCUUUCAAAUAUAUUACCAACUCUUGAUUAUUCGUAGGAGACUAGAAUAAUUUUAUGGAGAGUCCGAAAGUUCUCCGUGGCCUGGGGCUGCACUGGAUAUUUCAUAGCCAAAUUCCUUCCAAAUCUGCCUCAGUGAAGCCAAUAUUAGAAUUAGUGGCUCAAAUAGAAAUGUCCUGAUGAUGAGGCGGGAGGGGGUGAAGCAGGCUCUCAUGAGGGUAUGGGAAAGGCAGCUCGGCCCCAGAUGCCUACAACAGACACUUCAGGAAAAGGAACCGAAUUAGCCCAACUGUCCCGGGGAAGUCCUGCAACAUAGCCCUUCAGGCUCAGGACUUAGUGCUCUGUGCUGGCCACGUCUCUCUUCUGGAAAGCUUUCUUUCAUUUUACUCUGCCCUUCCCACCUUCUCUUUCACCCUCUCUCCUUUUUCUACUCCUCCUCUAGCAUCCUGUGUGUCUCCUCUCUCAAUCCCCCUCCUCCCCUCCUCUCUCUUUAUUUUCUCUCUUCCUCUCCCACUCUUCUGUUUGGCAAUAUGUUUCCUGCUUUCUCCCUCCUAAUCUUUUUUUUUUUCUACCUUCCUGUCUCUAAAAUGUCUACAGUGUGGAUGUGCCCAUCCCCAGCCCUAGCCAGAACUGAAAUCCUUGAAGGCAGCUCAUCAAACGCCCUACCCCAUAGGGAAGGCCCAGAGAGCAGACUUGGAAGGGAUAAGUUCUUCUUUCGGUGCUUCUGUUCACCCUGCGGGGAUGCCUUGCUCAGCCUGUGAAGGAAGCAGAGGUAUAGUGGUGGUUGAGUAGAGGAGUGGGGUAGGCACAGAGAUCUUUUUGAGGCUGGCCUUCAUGGGGUGGUUUCCUAUUUAGUGAGAAGAGUUGUAAACCUUCAAAACUCCUGCCAUGUAUUCAAGACCAAAAUGUAUUCCAAAGGCAAGUAGAGACUGGCCGCCGUGCUGCUGACAUCAGCACA